AUGAACCCAGCAUGGCAGAAUGGCCAGCCCAACAUGUUCACGCCCGGCCAGCCCCAUAUGAAUCCGCAGCAGAUGUACGCCAACCUCACUGCUAACCGGAACUUCGACAUCAACCACUUCACCCCGGGCCUCCCGAACGGCGCCGGCUCCCAGUCGCAUACCCCCCAACCACAGCAGACCUUCAAUCCGACCUUCACCCCAGGCUCUGCGAUACCCGCCAAGCGUCCGCACGAUGGCAUGUCCGGCUCACCGCAGCAGCCCAGUCAACAGUCGCGUAGCCAAACUCCCUCCUACAACUUGCCCAAUCAACAGCAGUUCCCGAACGCGCCGACCCCCUACCAGCACCUCCAGCAACCUGGAUCGAAUAAUGCCACACCUUCCCCGACAAUGCAGAACCAGCAGUUCCGACCCCCUCAACAGCAGCAGCCUCAGCCGAACAUGGGCACCGCCUCGCCGAGUCCUUUCCCCGGCCAGAAUCGACCGCCCUUCUAUGCCAACAACAUGUCACCUGCCCCGCAGAACCAAGGCAAUGCCGGCCAGUACAACAUGAAUCCGGCAAUGUCCAUGGGUGGCAUGCCGAGCGCGUUGCAGGCGCAGAUGAUGAACAACAACAAUCUGCAGCCGAAUGCACAGAGGGCGUACCAAUUAAAGUUGAUGCAGCACCAAGCUCAACUACGGCAGAGUGGUAUGGUCGGUCCGCAGCGGGUAGGAGGUCAGCCGGGGCAGAUGCCAGGCAUGAGUGGAAUGCAGGCGGGAGGACAAAUGGCGAAUGGCAGUGCGCAAGCCAUGCAGGCGCAACAGUUGAAUCAAAAGCGAGCAGGCUUCAUGAAGCAGCUGGCAAAUCAUGCUUCACAGCAGGGGAGGCCUUUCAACUCAAUGCCAAUGAUCUCGGGGAAGCCAGUCGAUAUGUUCGCUCUCUGGACGAUGGUCACUCAACUCGGUACCUCAUCUGGCGUGGAUAGGAGCGGCCAGUGGGCGACAGUUGCGAACAAGAUUGGCUUUCCGCCUGCUCAAUACCCAAACGCCGCCGAAGAGCUCAAGUCACUUUACGCGGUCAACAUUGCCCAGUAUGAACGAAUGUGGUUACAGGUGAAGAUGCAACAGAAGCAAGAGGCGGCACGCAUACACGCGCAGCAAAUGGCGGGCUUUUCAGGACAGCAGCAAUCGCCGACGAAGAUGAUGCCACCUUCAGGACAGCAGAAUCAGUAUCAGCAGUUUCAACAAGCACAGCAAAGCCAACAGCCAUCACAGACCACGCCAGUCCAGGCGCACGCUUCCUUACCGCAGAAUGGCAUGUCGACACCACAGCAGAUGAUGGGCGGAGCAGCCGCAUUGCAUCGGCGCAAUAGUAGUGUUAGGAAGCCCGAUCAAAUGACGCCGCAAGCAGCAGCCACGCCAGGAACGACAGCUUCACCUUUGGCAGUGAAGCCGCAAAGACCGGCAUCUGUCAAGCAAGAGUCGUCUGGUCCGGUGAUGAAGAGCGAGGAGCCGCAGAGUACAAAUUACCAGCCGCAAAUACGGUCGAUUGAGUCGGAUGGUGGAUAUGACAUAGCCGCGCUGUUCGAUUUGGGGUCGGCCAUCUCCCGAGCCAUACCGAAUCAUCCUACGGUGGACGAAAUGGGCGUGAUAGACACCAAGGCAAUAACACUCAGUCUGGCCUCGGGCAUACACGGCGAAGUCAGGUACGCUUUGGAUACACUAGCGGUCAUAUCGCAUGACCAGCGAGUUCAAGUCAAUUUGGAGCAGUGCGAGGACUUGAUGGAUGUGGUCGUGGACUGCGCAGAAGAUCAAACGGAGGCCCUUUCGGAUGAUGCUGCCGAGGUCUCCGAUGCUCUGGAUCUGCCGGCGUACGAAGACAUUAUGCGAUCCGCAAAAGUGGAGGCAGAGAUGCUACAGGAUGUGCCCGAGUAUGGAUCUCAUGCUUACAAACUAGACCGAGCCGCCGACAAAGUGAUCGCUAUCACGACCAUUCUUCGAAACUUUUCGUUUUACGAGAUCAAUCACCGACUCCUCACCGCACCUCCCCUCAUAAAAUGGCUCAGCAACACGAUACGACUGCUAGGAACGCGAAACAUGCUGUUACGAACAUACUACAACACACAGGACUUUUACAAGGACAUGAUUAUCUUCUUGUCGAACGUCACGCAGAGUCUGGAACUGCCGUCUCGAGAUGAUGCGCUGCACAUACUGCACUUUUUGCUGUCAUUCUCGCCCCAGCCCGCACCAAGCUACAUGGAAAGUGGCGGCAAGGUCAGGUUCACCAGCUUCCAGCCAGCAUAUCACCGGUACCUACCUCCGGCUAUUGAUUGCUUGGCCAAGCUACUUGCUCGCCAAGACCCGAACCGGAUGCUGUACAAGAGCAUAUUCUCGGCCUCGUCGUCAUCAUUGGCUGUUUCCGAAUCGCCGUUGGAUCUGCUCACCCGAGCCUUCGCGCUGUCCAUCUCUGUACUUCCUGACAGGACGAAAGGAUCACUGAGUAACAGCACGCAACUCAGGAUAGUGGAAGCUCGGAAGGCAUAUCUCACGCAAGGCAUGCUCGCCGCUGACAUCUUGACCACACUUGCACCCAGCAACGAUUCCGACCUCGCUCGAGCUUGGAUUGAAAGCGAAGACGGUUGGGCGGUGGGCCUUCUCAAUCUUGCUGCACUGCUCUCCGUUGACCGCAACCAACAAACAAAUCCCGCCAAGAGCAGAGAACUUGGCAUGGAUACCGAGAGCUUCAAGUUGAUAACAUAUCGUGCCUUGACGAUGAUUAAGCGACUUGCCGAGAAGGCAGGCAAGGGCUCGCUGCAGAACAUCCAGCAAGCAAUGACAACCAACGGAGACGCCAAGACUGUCGCAAAUGGCGCGCAUGAUGAAGAUGACCACUCGAGCAAUCAGCCCAAGUGGGAAGGUAUACCGCAAGGUCAUGCUAUCCUUGGCGCUCUGAUGAUGCCGAGCACGGACAAGGUUGCGCUGGGUCUGCUUUGCGGUUUGCAUGACAUGACGAUGCAGCAGGUCGCGUGA
Molecule: messenger RNA, 3006 nt
Organism: Fulvia fulva
Lineage: Eukaryota; Fungi; Ascomycota; Dothideomycetes; Mycosphaerellales; Mycosphaerellaceae
Product: SWI/SNF chromatin-remodeling complex subunit sol1
Exons: 1
Coding region: 1-3006 (1001 amino acids)
Biological process (GO): regulation of transcription by RNA polymerase II
Cellular component (GO): nucleus; SWI/SNF complex
Molecular function (GO): transcription cis-regulatory region binding
Source: RefSeq, a predicted model, not a curated record